Psilocybe cubensis is the source of this 4179-nucleotide messenger RNA. RefSeq lists its product as uncharacterized. Gene Ontology annotation, cellular component: nucleus. The record is from RefSeq and is a predicted model, not a curated record. The transcript has 4 exons. Bases 1 to 4179 code for a protein of 1392 amino acids. Lineage: Eukaryota; Fungi; Basidiomycota; Agaricomycetes; Agaricales; Agrocybaceae. Gene Ontology annotation, molecular function: transcription cis-regulatory region binding. Gene Ontology annotation, biological process: regulation of transcription by RNA polymerase II.
AUGAGGCUUGGACUGAUGGAGAUUAUUGUCGCGUGGUCGCCGAGUAAGGAAGGGAGUCAGUCCCCUUCUCAACUGCUACCACUACAACGUGCCCAAACAUACGCCUCUUUCCUCACCCAAAACUCGUCCUAUUCUCAACAUAUCCAGCUGCGGCGCGAACGUGGACUCGUAGUUGACAGACAGACACACGCUGGCUAUUUCAAACCCGGAAUCAAGGGUCUGAAUCAGCACCCAGACUUGGAAGGAAGGAGGAAACAGCACAGAAAUACAUACGUACACGGCACCGCCGCACCCAAGCCUGGCAGCAGCAACGAGGACUCUCUUGCUCUGCUCCCCCCGAGCGAGCAAGCAAAGGAACAAACAAGGCGGGCUGUAAUUGUGGGAGAAGAAGAAGAAGAAGAAGGCGCGAGUUAUGGCGGCGACACGGUGAGACCGCAUGCGGGAAACGGACAGUCGUCGCCUGGGCCCCCUGCACCGGGCCUGCCGUCGACGUCGACGUUCUCGUUCAAGGCCCCGUUCCCUGUGUCCCCUGUGUCGGCGGCCAAUGUGACGGCGCUGAAGCACCGCCGGGUGUCGCUGGCCUCGCCCUCGUCGCCUCGUAUUGUCAAGCCAUGGAGCUUCAGAGACGAAAUGGGGUUACAGCCACAGGCUUCGGAGGAUGCGAGUGUUACGACGGCGGCGGGGAAGGCUACGUCAGCUAAUACCGCUGCGAGUUCGCCGUUGGCAGGAUCACCUUCAGAGACGACGACGCCGCCCACCGACGGGCUGCCGGAGAAGAAGGGCAAGAUGCGGAAGAUUGACCCGACGCAGAACAGCGACGACUCGGCUUUGGUUCUGGAGAAGAAACCUAGGAAGAAAUGGUCUUCGGAGGAGACGCAGAUGCUGGUUGACGGGUGCAAUAAGAAACACUACCCGAAUGCACGCACACACCUUUCCAGCAAGAUUCGUUCGACCUUUGCGGAUGGAACCUCCCUCUUCGAGAAAACACGCAGUAAGCGGAGGAGGCCAUUCACAGAGGCGGAGGACCGCGCACUGAAGGCAGGCUAUGAGAAACACGGCACGACGUGGGCGACGAUUGUCAAAGACCCGAUCUUCCAGGAGCAGAACCGGCGCUCGACAGAUCUGCGUGACCGGUUCCGCAAUGCUUUCCCGAUGCUCUAUCAAGCGGCGGGGUACAAACCGCGCACGGCGGCAGCGAGCAAGAAGCGGGAUAAGGAUAAUUUGGAUGGUGCGCCGCAGGUUAUGAGGGCGGCCGAUGAUCAGCUGGCGACCGCUGGACCGGUGAGGAGUCGAAGGAGGGCGCAUACGAGUCAGGGGCUCCUGAGAGGCGGUACGAAGAGUGUCCCACAGAGCACGGCGUGUUCGGAGGAUGAGGACAGUUCGGGAGGGGAGGAGGAGAGCGAGAGCUCGCGAAGGGUGUUUAAGACUCCACCGUUGCCAGUGUUUGUGGAUGGAAAUCAUGAUUUUAGGGCGGGGUCGAAGAUGAAAAGGCCCGUGAAGGGUACUACGUCUGUCAGUGCGCCGGUGAUUUCGACUUCGGGGUCUGCUUCUUCAAAUACAACUGCCCCAUCGACUACUACGUCGGCUCCUGUCUCCCAACCGACUGAAUACAAUGAUGGACCUGAGGAUGAGGACAUGGAUCUCGUGCUCGUCGAUACGGACCCGCUGAACAUCCCCGACUUCCUCCCGAAUCAUACACAUUCCGACAUGGAGACCUGGUCGUCUGGACUCAACACUCCAACUCACUCGUCUACAGCUGCAUGGUCCACAGCCGCUGCGUCACCGACUUCUAGCCACGUCUCAGACUUUUUCUUGACCGGCAAUGCCACGAGCAACAGUGCAUCAAGCGCCUCGUCACCUUUCAUCCACAGACGUACUGACAUUCCCGGCUCGCACAACAUGGGAAACAUGAUCGGGAAGAGCGCUUGGGGCACCAACGACUGGUUCUCGCCUAAUCCGCGGCUGGACAGCGGAAACGGCGGGAACGCAAGCAGCAGCGCCUCGUCAUCGUCGUACAUCGACGCCUCGAGCUUCUCGCCCGCCUCGCCAUUCUCCUUCCACCCGCAUCUGAACCACGACGUGCUCGACCGGUACGACCUCUUCCCACCGUACAUGCCCGACAGCAACUCGUCGGAGGUGGGGCACGGCGACGCGCACACGACGUUUUCGGGCGAGUUUGGGCUCGGGCUGGGCCUGGGCGGUGCGAGCGGCACGUCGAAGGGGUACCAUUCGCAGAUUGCGGGCGACCUCAUCUCGGGCGGCGCGCGUAUGCACCAGCAGCCGUCGUCGUUCGCCGCCGCGUUUCUCCCGCUGUCGCUCUCGUCGGGGGCGGCAUAUGGGGGUGCUGGGGCUGGGUUCGGCGGCGCGGGGCAGAACGGGGAGAUUUCAGGGUUGGGGCUGGAGGGUAUUCAUCCGAUGCAGUUGCAUGGACAUGGACAUGGACACGGGCAUUCGCACUCGACGAGUUUGGCGGCGAUUGAUGAGCUUGGGCUGACGGGUAUUUCGUUGAACGACCGUGUGGAUUCGAGCUCCGGUGCGUCGACUGCGUCUGGAAAUGGGGGCGAUGCGAUGGAUGAUGGAAGGAGAGAUGGGGUCGGAGGUGCAGGUACUGGGAAUAACGAUGACGAGCAAGAUGCUGUUAUGAUGGAGAUGGCGUUUGGGAUCCCGCAUUCACCGGAAAAGGCACAACUUCAGCAGCAGCAGCAGCAGCAGCAGAUGAGGAGUCUCCAGGAAGAGGAGGAGGCUAAUUCGGUUGAUUUGGACAACUCGCUCAGCUCGGAUUCGUUUGGGCUGGAUGAUCUUGUGGAUAUGAAUGAGCUCCAUACAACGCCACCAGCCACACCCGUGUUGACGCAGCCGCGGCCGAUGAGGCGGGCCUCUGGGACGAUGAUGCACAGUUUCGAUAGCCCACUUACAGGAGGCGGUGGUGGUGGUGGUGGACAUCACGCAAGAUCCAUCUCCGUCCCACCCUCUGAGGCGCGAAACGUGUUUCUCGGCGGCGGAAUACCGAUGUCGAUGGACGAUGUCGGCCUGCACAGUAUGCAUGCCCCCGUAGAUCUGCAGCAACAACAGUUGGCCGAGUCUGCACGGACGCUGCACGCGUUUUUCAACCCGCAUCUGUCGUCUCCUGUCAGUGGCAACGGCCAUGGACAUGGACUUAUCGCGCAACAGAGGCAUAAGGCGUCGGAGCCGAUGAGGUUGGCCAAUAGCACUGGUUCGAUGCAGCCGCCCAUGUCGCCGGUUCUGCGACAGCAGCAGAAUGGUAGUGUUCAGCAGCAGAUUCAACAACAACAGCAACAACAACAGCAGCAGCAACAACAACAUCAUCAGCAACAGCAACAACAUCAUCAGCAACAGCAACAGCAACAACAGGCUACGGGUUCUGUGUAUACGAACAACCUCCUUUCGCCAUCGUCCCCGUCAAUUCUUUCGCCAUCAUCAAAUUCUGCAUCCGCCGCCGCCGCUCAUCAAGAGCAUGGCAUUGGCAUUGGCCACUCCGUCCAUAUGAAUAUGAACGAACAGAACCUCAAUAACGAAAUAUGGCGGAAUGUCUUCCCAUACAACUUAUCGUUCCUAGAUCUGCACACGGAUUACACGCAUGCCCCGGGCCAUCAUCAUUCUCAGUACGGUGCGCUGAACAACCACCAUGGCUUAGGCGGUGGGCUAGAUGUGACGCUAGAGGAUUAUUCAGAAGCAAGACAAGGUCUAGCGUUAGAUCUGGCUCAAACGGCUGUGUCGUCCUCGUCGUCUCUGUUCGGUGCUAACGGUGCCGGCUUUGGAAGCUUCAAUAUGAACCUGGGCGCGUCGCUGAGAGGGUUCAACCCCUCCCCUGUGGGAACGAUCAGGCAGCGCGGUAUGGGUAGGGAGAAAACGCCGAUCCCUGCACGGUUCGUGGCGCCUUCGCAGACGGUGUCCACUGUAAACGGGGAGCUCAGCGAGUUGGGGAUCGUAGGUGCGACUGUUGAUGGGCACGGUGGUGCCGAGGAUGGUGGAGGGGGUUCGAACAAGGACGGGACUAUUAGGAGUCGUAAACAACCACACCGCUCGGGAAAUGGGACUCUUGGGAGAUCAAUGAGCCAUCAUAGGGGCCAGAGCCAGAGCGCUGUCUGUCCACAGGACCUCAUGCUUCGCAGCGACAAUAAGAGAAAGAGGGCGAGUUGGGAUGGAGGUAUAGCUUGA